This is a messenger RNA of Capronia epimyces CBS 606.96, 1074 nucleotides long. Its product is annotated as D-xylulose reductase A. The record is from RefSeq and is a predicted model, not a curated record. Lineage: Eukaryota; Fungi; Ascomycota; Eurotiomycetes; Chaetothyriales; Herpotrichiellaceae. The transcript is spliced from 2 exons. Bases 1 to 1074 code for a protein of 357 amino acids. Gene Ontology annotation, molecular function: L-iditol 2-dehydrogenase (NAD+) activity; zinc ion binding. Gene Ontology annotation, biological process: D-sorbitol catabolic process.
AUGACUACCGCGACGAAGACGAGGGAAAAUAAUUCCUUCGUUCUUCGCGGAGUCAAAGAUGUCCAGUUCGAAGAGCGCCCCGUCCCGAAGCUCACCAAUCCCUACGACGUCCUCCUCCAAGUCAAUUUCACCGGCAUCUGCGGAUCCGACGUCCACUACUGGCAGCAUGGUCGGAUCGGGCAUUUCGUGGUCAAUGAUCCCAUGGUCCUUGGCCAUGAGUCCGCCGGCACUGUCGUCGAGGUCGGAUCACAUGUCAAGACUCUGAAAAAGGGCGAUCGAGUGGCCAUGGAGCCAGGCGUCCCCUGCCGGCGCUGUGUGCGGUGUAAAGAAGGCAAAUACAAUUUGUGCUUUGAUAUGGCCUUUGCCGCCACCCCGCCCUACGACGGGACCCUGGCCAAAUACUAUCUGCUCCCAGAGGACUUUUGCUACAAGCUGCCGGACAACAUGACCUUGGAGGAAGGCGCUUUGAUGGAGCCUCUCGCCGUCGCCGUGCAUAUCACCAAACAAGCCGGGGUGAAGCAAGGUGACACGGCAGUCGUAUUCGGCGCCGGGCCCGUCGGACUCUUGUGCUGCGCGGUCGCCCACACGUUGGGGGCCAAAAAGGUCAUUGCUGUGGACAUCAACAAAGAGCGGCUCGAGUUUGCGAAAUCCUUUGCGGCCACGGCCUCGUUUGAGCCGGCCAAGGUGUCGGCCGCCGAGAAUGCCCAGCGUCUCAAGGACGAAAACGACCUCGGCCAGGGUGCUGAUGUAGCCAUCGACGCGAGCGGCGCGGAACCGAGUGUGCAGACCGCCAUCCACGUGCUGCGCAUGGGCGGCCGGUAUGUUCAAGGUGGAAUGGGGCGAGAUGAGAUCACAUUCCCCAUCAUGGCCGCCUGCACCAAGGAGCUCACCGUCAAGGGCAGUUUCCGCUACGGGUCGGGUGACUACCAGAUGGCGGUGGACCUGGCCAGUAGUGGUCAGGUGGAUGUGAAGAAGUUGAUUACCCGGAAAGUCAGUUUCGAGAAUGCCGAGCAGGCGUUUGAGGACGUGAAGGCUGGAAAGGCAAUCAAGGUCUUGAUUGAGGGGCCUCGGUGA